This is a messenger RNA of Gastrolobium bilobum, 1260 nucleotides long. RefSeq lists its product as uncharacterized. Lineage: Eukaryota; Viridiplantae; Streptophyta; Magnoliopsida; Fabales; Fabaceae. The coding region runs from base 1 to 1260 and encodes 419 amino acids. The transcript has a single exon. The record is from RefSeq and is a predicted model, not a curated record.
AUGGCGGUGGACAUAGCUGCUGCUACAUUUGGAACAAAAAGUUCUUAUUACAAUAAGAAAAACAAACACUUGUUGCCUCUUGCUUUCUACCCAAAAGCCUAUUAUCUCAUCAUUAGGUUUCCUAAUUCAAUUUGGAAUAUUUUUUACCGUUUGAUGAUUUUGGCAUUCAUCAUCUCUUCCUUCACAUUGAUAAGUUCAUCAUUGGUUGCAACAAACUCUAACGAUUCGACAACCUCGACUAUUCCCCAACAACAACAACAACAAUCCAUGCCUCAUGAAGACAUGGAUCACCUAUUAACACUUCUCUUCCGUGACCUAACAAACGAAGGCCUCAUGAGUAAAACGCAGCACAAUAAGGCUGUUUUUCUGAGCAAUAAUGUAAACGACAUGAACAUUAACGGAGAAGGGUUUCAGGUUGUCACAGACUACAACAUGGACCACAUUUCCUUAAACGACUUGGAGAAACAGAGCACGAUACUCGACGACACGGUUGACUUUGUCUUCACAUCUAACUUCCCCGCAGCUUCGGAAUUCAUCGAAAGGACCCUAAAAAACGGCGGUGUCGUUACCGUGCUUCUAAACGACAACCCCUCAGCGUCGUUUUACAAACCGUCAAACUUCAAAAUCUCAUACAUGAGGCGGUUCGACCUAAUCGCAAUGGCGAUGAAGAAAACCGGCGAAACAAAACUCGGAUCGCAAAGAAAGCUAUGUGGUUACGCAACAGAAGCGAAGAAAGCUGCAUUGAAGAACCUCGAAGACGUGCUCCUUGAACCACCGCGUGCAGCCUCGGGGAAAUCUAGGGUUUACUUGAAGCGCACGAAGUACCUACCAGAUUUGAUGGGCGAUUCACUCGAGAGUUACCCUCGCCGUGUUUUCAUCGACGCGGGGUUGCCGGAGAAAGACGGAGGAAGCGGAACGGAUUGGUUUCCGAAGAAUUACCCGACGAGGAACAAGAAUUUCGAGAUUUACAAGAUAGAGACAGUGGGUGAGGGUUCCUCGGAGCAACAAACAGAGAUGUCGGAUUGGUUAAGGAAGAAUGUGAAGGAAGAAGAGUAUGUGGUUAUGAAAGGUGAAGCUGAAGUUGUGGAAGAGAUGAUGAGGAGCAAAGCCAUAACGUUGGUUGAUGAGCUUUUCUUGGAAUGCAAACCGCAAGGUUUGAAGAAAGGGAACAUGAGAAAUCGAAGGGCUUAUUGGGAAUGUUUGGCUUUGUAUGGAAAGUUAAGAGAUGAAGGUGUUGCAGUUCAUCAGUGGUGGGGUUAG